AUGGCGAGCGCCUUCAAGUCCUUCCUGAAAGCUGCGCAACAGACCAUCUCCGGCACAACAAGUCCAACUCCUGCAGAGGCCCCAGCUUGGGACAAGCUCUUCCCAAAGGUAGAUCCAACCGUAGAUGGCGAGGACUGCGACCAUGAUUGCACUUCCUGUGUGGUGAAAUGGCCGAAGGGAUUCAAGAUCGACGAGGACGAUGAGCUUUAUGGGCAUGUGAAGGCGUGGAGUACGCAUGUCUUGGUAGCAACUGGGAAGACGGAUUGGGUGAGGGAUGUUGCGGACGAGAAGGGGAGUCUGAUGGAGGCCAUUGGGACGAAGGCGAGCGUGAAGAUCAGCAAUGGUAAACUCAUGCUCUCCGCCUCAAACAUACCCACACCAAACCACUCUUGCGACUAUGCAGAACCGACCACAGUCCUCCUCCUGCCCGCCUUCCUAAUUAUCGAGAAUGUCCACCCUAAGAGCGUGGACACCCUGAUCUCAGAUUACAUCAACAAAGCCCCUACCAACACGACACCACUUGGUCCAUUCUCUAUACCCGCACCUCUUCAAGAUCCUCUUCCUACUGCCGAGCAAAUCACUUCCAGACCCUCACCCCACCGUGCUCUCAUCCUCCUCUGCUCGCAAAAGACCCGAGAUGCAAGGUGUGGGCAAUCAGCACCCCUGUUACGGAAAGAAUUGGAGAGACAUCUGCGGGUAUGUGGCUUGUACAGGGACCUGGACGACGAGAGACCCGGUGGAGUUGGCAUCUACUUCAUUUCGCAUGUUGGUGGUCAUAAAUACUCGGCCAAUGUUAUGAUAUACCGGAAAGCGGAUGCGUUUGGGCUUGAUAAGGUUGAGCGGGGGAAGCUGGCUGGAGAGGUGUGCCCGCCGCCUUCGAAGCCUGCGAUUGAUGAGGUUCAGGAGGGUGCUGCUCAAUGUAUAUGGAUUGCUAGGGUACGACCAGAAGAUUGCGAGGGGAUUGUGAAGUACACGGUGUUACAGGGCAAGUUGAUUAAGCCUGGAAGCCAGUUGAGAGGUGGAUUCGACAGACAGAGAGGUGUUUUCUCGUGGUAA
Messenger RNA from Drepanopeziza brunnea f. sp. 'multigermtubi' MB_m1, 1056 nucleotides. RefSeq lists its product as uncharacterized. The record is from RefSeq and is a predicted model, not a curated record. NCBI's taxonomy places the organism in Eukaryota, Fungi, Ascomycota, Leotiomycetes, Helotiales, Drepanopezizaceae.